GCCCACCGUGUCCCUGUACGCCAGCUCCACGCUCAUCAAGGACGGCCUCCCAGUGACGGGCCCCGGCGCCGCCCACUUCGCCGUCGUCAGCACGCAGAGGCUGCCCACACUGGGCGCCCGUGACUUCGACGUGUCGGGGGCCCUGGACCACGACCUCGUGGCCUCCCGCCUGCCCGGCAACGACCGCGUCCAGAUGGUGGCUCUGGGCCUCAAGGAGCGGCACUACGGCCCCGUGACCGUGCGCCUGCGCCGCCACGUGCGCGGACUGUCUGGCGGUGAGAUCUGCAACCGGGGCGAGGCUUACCUCACCUUCUACGUCGUCCCCUUUCAGCUGCCCGUGUCCUAUCUGGGAGACUGGAUCGACGACCACGGCACGGAAUUCCUCGGGACGAACCAUGGAGACGUCGAAUUCAAGGAUUCGUACGUAAACUCGUCUCCCGUGCCGAUGGGGUUUGAUGGUGGGGAGGGGUUUUGGGCGGCGCACGGGGGUCCAGGGCGCCCCCGAAAGGCGGAGCGGGACCGCUUGUGGCUGGAGGGGUAUGCGGAGGAGAAAAGAGGUCGCGAGGUGGGGACGCACGAUGGUGGAUACGUGCACCGUCUGGGGGAUGUCCGGGAAGUGGGUCACCGCCCUGGCGAACGUCGCUACGGAUAUGGCACUCACCGUGCCGAAGAGAGGGCCCAUGGAUCACCCGAGCACCCUGGCAGGAGUGGCCACGAUUUUAGAGGAUACAGCGCGCCUGAUUAUGUUCACCUCGGUCACGUCGAGCGGGACGCGUAUGGAGCUCCUCACGGGCUGGAGUUUCCGUCCAAGCUCGCCAGGGGCUUGAAGUUGUCACUGGGCGAGGAGUAUUCGUGA
Messenger RNA from Ostreobium quekettii, 856 nucleotides. The record is from the annotation of a GenBank genome assembly. NCBI's taxonomy places the organism in Eukaryota, Viridiplantae, Chlorophyta, Ulvophyceae, Bryopsidales, Ostreobiaceae.